This is a messenger RNA of Cooperia oncophora, 249 nucleotides long. Lineage: Eukaryota; Metazoa; Nematoda; Chromadorea; Rhabditida; Trichostrongylidae. The record is from the annotation of a GenBank genome assembly.
AUGGGGUUGUGCUCAUCAAAAAAGCGAUAUACGGCUGAGCUAUCAAAUGAGGAAAUCGAAGCCAUCCGAGAUGUUUGGAUCAGGGCAAAAAACAACAAUGUUGGCAAGAAGAUCCUGCAAACGCUGAUAGAGAAACGUCCAAAGUUCGCAGAAUAUUUCGGCAUACAAAGUGAAUCACUCGACAUCAAAGCGCUGAAUCAAAGCAAAGGAAUUCCACUUACAGGCACACAGAAUACAAAACUUCCUUGA